AUGGACGAAUAUCGACGCCAUAAUCUUCGCGCUGCGUACGAGGCGCUUGAAGAAAUGGUUCUCGAUGUCCUUCGGAUACAGCGUAGAGACCACAGCCAAUUGCAGAAUAAGCGAAGGGAAUGUCUUGAAUUUCUGCAUUCUGCUCACCAACACCAACAGGUGUUUUCAAAUGAUGAGUUUUUGCGUCUCUGCCAAAACGUUCACCUUAUGCUGGAUGAUCUGGAGAAAGCUGGGCAGACCGAACCUGAAACUCAUCGGCCCGCCCUCAAAGUAGUGCAGCUAGGCGCUUCUACGGUUCGAGGGGGUCGACGACCAAUUGUUAUCGAUGAAGAUUUCCUUGCGCAGGCAGUUCGGUUGAGAGGACCUUCGCAAAUAGCCAAGGCUUUGGGGUGCUCCGCUCGAACGAUACGCCGUAGGAUUUUGGAACUACAAUUGGCUCCUGCGGGCCCUGCCGUAUUUCAAGUCCGGUCUCGUCCCGACGGGUGGGAAGAACUUGAACGGAACAAUCAAUGCGGGCGAUCAACCCAUCAGACUGAGAUAUCGGAUGAAGACUUGGAUUCAUUGACGUUUGCUAUUCUCCAGCUUUUCCCCCGUGCUGGAAGAAGUAUGACGAUGGGUCAACUUGCGAGCCAGGGUGUUCGGGUAUCCCGUACCAGGUUACGUUCAUCGCUCCUCAGAGUACGAGGGGCCCCGCUAUCAUUUGGUCAACGUCGAAUUGCCCGAAAGAAAUACUGGGUACCGGCGGUCAAUUCUUUAUGGCACCAUGAUGGCCAGCAUGGUCUAAUACGAUGGAAACUGGUUACUCAUGCGUUCAUCGACGGCAAAUCUCGGUUCGUGACUGGCUUGGGCGUUCACAACAAUAACCGGGCACAUACUGUGCUUUCUUUAUUCCUGGCUGCAGCUACUCAAUUUGGUGUGCCGAGUCGCGUUCGAGGGGAUCAUGGCGUAGAGAAUGUCAAGGUAGCUGAAGCAAUGGAAGAAAUCCGUGGCCCAGGCAGGGGGUCAUAUAUUUUCGGCCGGAGCAUCCAUAAUACUCGAAUAGAACGCCUCUGGCUGGACUGGACACAGGGAUUGGGGCUCAAAUGGUAUGACUUUUUUAUGGCCCUAGAGCAAUACUACGAGCUAGACGUCGAUGAUGACGUCCAUAUUUGGCUGCUCCAUCAUCUUUUCCUACGCGCACUCAAUGAAGAAGCUCAAGAUUGGGUGAACACCUGGAACUUUCACAUACUGCAAAUUCGCGGUGAACCUAAUCGGUCACCAGCAGAUAUCUUCUUCUUCAAUCAAAUAGAGGAGGGAGUUUACGGUCUUCCACUGGCUGAUUUGGCUGACUACGGGGUGGACCACGGGGCUCUACGGAAUGAGGAAGUGAUGUCGAACUUCUUCGCUAACAACGAGCAGGAGCGUUUAGAAAUCCCAGAAAACAUGAACACUGUGAUCUGCGAGUCCCCAGAGUGUCCCUUACUUCCAGUGCAAGUGCUGACGCUGGACGAACAACUAGAAGCUGCUCAAAUGGACGCGCAGUGUGAUUAA
Molecule: messenger RNA, 1530 nt
Organism: Mycena indigotica
Lineage: Eukaryota; Fungi; Basidiomycota; Agaricomycetes; Agaricales; Mycenaceae
Exons: 4
Coding region: 1-1530 (509 amino acids)
Biological process (GO): DNA integration
Source: RefSeq, a predicted model, not a curated record